GAGUCAAGCUCUUGGCCAGUCAUAUUAAACAUAUAUUUCGCAUAACCGAGCAAUAUUCAAACUAAAAAAUAUCCCUAAAAUUUCGGUUGACAUAGUGGACGAACAUGUCCAAUCUGCAAGAGAUAUCGCUUGCCGGACCUGAAUGUCUUCCAGUGACAGAAACCAAUGUGACUCCACCCCCAAAGUCCAAUUCCUUGAAGCGCUUCUUCAAGAUCAGCAAGAAGCCCCUUGUUCGUGACCAAGUUGACAACGAUAGCGUAUCCUCCUCCGAGGAUAACAAGGAGCUGGGAAAAUCCAGAACGAUCAGUCGUUUUUUCACCCGCUUGAAGAAAACCAACAAAGUGUCAGUUGAUCAAGAACAAUCGAGCUCCAUUGCCGAACCUGAGGUCCGGGAGAAGCCACCUCCCAAUCCGAAACUGAGGGUAAAGUCAUCUAUUUCAUCUUACUGGAAGUUGCUCUUCCAACGCCAAAAGGCCCAGCGGCAGAUUGCGGAAUUCGGUCUCGAAAACAGUCCGGAAAAUAUGGUCGAGGAGGUCCACGAGCUGCAGCCGGUAAACCAUGAGUCCGAGACCGAAAUUCGGCCGACUGAGAAUGUGGAAGAAACCGAGAUAGACGUCAAGGCGGAUUCAGAACCACCGCAGCCGAUGGCCAAGAGAAAUGUAGCCAACAAGGCUUCCGCCCAGGAGAUGCUCAGUGCACUGGAAGGCGGCCAGUUGCCCACCGUCGAAGAUGAGGAGGAGGAAACAAUUCAGCCUGUGCCCACUUUUGUCAACGAAUUUAUCUAGGACAUAUCUGAAAAUCACCUAGUAUCUCUCCGAAACUCUCCAUGAAACCGCUCAUAAGUUAAUAUUUAUACGGGGAUAUUUCCUAUAUUACACCAUUACCACCUCUGUAAACAUUUUAAGGAUUCAAGAUAUUCAACCGGCCAAUGAAGUACCAACAACAUUUCCAAUUUCGUUUCACUCAUUAUAAUAAAACACACCUAAUAAACACAUUUGCUCAAAA
Molecule: messenger RNA, 1005 nt
Organism: Drosophila ficusphila
Lineage: Eukaryota; Metazoa; Arthropoda; Insecta; Diptera; Drosophilidae
Exons: 2
Coding region: 105-785 (226 amino acids)
Source: RefSeq, a predicted model, not a curated record